AUGUCUGUCCGACCAUCGAUUAUCAGCUCUGUAUCCCACACAGGGGGUAGAGGUAGAAGAACAUUGCCUCCUAUGAAUAGUCACCCAAGGCUACACAAACUGAGGCGAUGUACUUCCUUGGAAUGGAUGUAUGAUUCCAAUGAAGACUCUGAUAUGUCGGUUGAUUAUUGCCGUUUGGUGAUUAGAGUUGGAGAUGAUGUCGCGAUAUUUCCGCUUGACAAACGAUCAGUACCAACAAAUGAUGGAAGUCUCCCUAUAAUGUCAUACUGGUAUGGAAAGGUCGAGGAAAUAUACUUGAAGACCGUCAAACAAAAACAGGAUGUAUGGCUUAACAUACGGUGGUAUUAUAGGCAGGUGGAUUUGGAGGAUCAAGGUGUCAACCUUGCAGCUUUCGUCGGUGAAUACGAGCUCAUACUGAGUGACCACACCUCCAUUGUCGACAUGCAUUGCAUAGAAGAUCAUGCGACAAUCAUUCAGUAUGACGAGGAAGAUUUAGCACAACCUCAAAUACCAGGGGAGACCCUAUAUUACAGGUGGACUGUUUCAAUGCAAUUCGAAACUCAUAGGAAUGUUAUACAGCUGCAAGGGGUUCAUAUCGAGAACUCACAAGUGUCCACGCGCUGCAGUUGCGAUUCUUGUGAUCAUUCAUUCUCCUCCCCAUAUAACCUGCAGCGUUACUGCAGAACAUGUCAACAGUGGUUUAACGAUACUUGCCUGGUGGCUGUUGCUAAGAAGAUGGAAAGAACAUUGAAGAUGCGUCUACCGUCUAUCUAUGAUGCUGUUGAAUUCGAUAAAGAGUUCCUUGCAUUGUUGACGACACCGAUUCGACGAGGGGGUCAUUUUGGUGUGGUCGGAAAUGGCAUUAUUUUAUUCCAGGUGAAAUCACUCCUGGAGGAUGCUCUGACGCUUGGUAGACUUCCUGAUGGGUGGAUGGACCGUGUGCAGCUAAUGAAGCUUUCAUCAGUUGAUGAUGCCGUCCCAAGAUACUACUGCCCAGUGUGUAAACGAGUCGUAGUAUAG
This is a messenger RNA of Suillus plorans, 1020 nucleotides long. RefSeq lists its product as uncharacterized. The transcript has 7 exons. The record is from RefSeq and is a predicted model, not a curated record. Gene Ontology annotation, molecular function: chromatin binding. Lineage: Eukaryota; Fungi; Basidiomycota; Agaricomycetes; Boletales; Suillaceae. The coding region runs from base 1 to 1020 and encodes 339 amino acids.